AAUGAAUGCAUCGUUUAGACGCCUCACUGAACAUCAGCAUCAGAGCGUAAGGGUUUAGAGAAGAAUAUGGCGGCCAAAAGGAAGACCCCCGUCAAGUCCCGAAACCCAGAUCUCAUUCGUGGCGUCGGCAAGUAUUCCAGGUCUAAGAUGUACCACAAGCGUGGCCUUUGGGCCAUCAAGGCAAAAAACGGCGGCUUUUUCCCCCGCCAUGACCCCAAACCUAAGGUCCCCGCCUCCGCCGAGAAACCCCCCAAGUUUUACCCUGCUGAGGAUGUCAAGAAGCCCCUUCUCAACAAGCGCAAGCCUAAACCCACCAAGCUCAGAGCAAGCAUUACGCCUGGGACGGUGCUGAUUUUGUUGGCUGGUAGAUUUAUGGGGAAGAGAGUUGUUUUCUUAAAGCAACUUCCUUCUGGGCUUCUUUUGGUUACUGGACCGUUCAAGAUUAAUGGCGUUCCUUUAAGGCGUGUGAACCAAUCCUAUGUCAUUGCGACUUCCACUAAGGUUGACAUCUCCGGAGUUAACGUAGAGAAGUUUGAUGAUAAGUACUUUGCCAAGGAAGUAGACAAGAAAAAGAAGAAGAGCGAAGGGGAGUUUUUUGAAGCUGAAAAAGAGGAUAAGAAGGAACUGCCAGAAGACAAGAAAGAAGAUCAGAAAUCUGUCGAUGCCUCUUUAAUAAAGUCCAUCGAGGGAGUCCCAGACUUGAAGGCCUACCUUGCCGCAAGAUUUUCGCUAAAGUCUGGCAUGAAACCGCAUGAACUUGUCUUCUAGAAUGUGAAGAAGAAGACGACGACGAUGGUGCUGAACUUGGAUGUGUUUUGAAAAUAUUAAAAAGAGCUUGGAAAAUGACAAUGGUAGAGGUCUGUGAACGACGGUGGGGUUAGGUGUUGGGUCGGGGCUUGAGCGACCGAGCAAGGCUGGCGAUGUUGUGGUCAACAAGGAUGGUGCUGGGAGAAGAAAGAAAAAAAUUAAAAAUUUGAAUUAAUUAAAGGUUUUAUUUUUAGUUUAUUUCUAACUAAUAAAAAUUAAAAGAAAAUUGAUAAAAAAUUCAAUUAAAUUAUUUUUUAGUACA
Gossypium arboreum is the source of this 1069-nucleotide messenger RNA. Its product is annotated as 60S ribosomal protein L6-1-like. Gene Ontology annotation, biological process: cytoplasmic translation; ribosomal large subunit assembly. The transcript has 5 exons. NCBI's taxonomy places the organism in Eukaryota, Viridiplantae, Streptophyta, Magnoliopsida, Malvales, Malvaceae. Bases 67 to 768 code for a protein of 233 amino acids. Gene Ontology annotation, cellular component: ribosome; cytosolic large ribosomal subunit. The record is from RefSeq and is a predicted model, not a curated record. Gene Ontology annotation, molecular function: RNA binding; structural constituent of ribosome.